Dibothriocephalus latus is the source of this 180-nucleotide messenger RNA. The record is from the annotation of a GenBank genome assembly. Lineage: Eukaryota; Metazoa; Platyhelminthes; Cestoda; Diphyllobothriidea; Diphyllobothriidae.
AUGAUGGUAUCGUUUGACGUGGUGUCCCUAUUCACCUCUAUUCCAACUGGUCUCGCCGUAAGCACUAUUGAUGAACUACUCGGCGAAAAGUCUGAGGACGAGGACCAGCAACUUAAACGACAACACGUCACUGAGCUGUUGGAAUUGUGCCUCAGGACUUUCUUCAGCUUCAACAACCAG